Molecule: messenger RNA, 1158 nt
Organism: Aspergillus wentii DTO 134E9
Lineage: Eukaryota; Fungi; Ascomycota; Eurotiomycetes; Eurotiales; Aspergillaceae
Exons: 2
Coding region: 1-1158 (385 amino acids)
Molecular function (GO): zinc ion binding; oxidoreductase activity
Source: RefSeq, a predicted model, not a curated record
AUGAAUUAUUCGACCCUCCUUACAACGGCAUCCGCCCUUAUGAGGGGUGUGGUUUGGACCGGAACCCCCUUCAAUGUCAGUGUGGUUGACUUGCCAAUUCCAACUAUUCAAUCGCCCACCGACGCCAUCGUCAGGGUAUCAAUGGCCGGUAUAUGUGGCACAGAUCUUCAUACCUACCGUGGCCACUACGGGAGCGCUACAGUCCCCUGGGCCAUGGGCCACGAGGCCAUUGGCUUUAUAGCCCACCUAGGAGACGCCGUCACGAAUCUCCAGCUUGGAGACCGUGUAGUGAUCUCUGACACGGUUCAUGAACCACACACGGUCGCGGAGGCUGCGACAUCCUACCCCUUUGGUAUGGGACCUGAUCGCGGUGACCUGGGUGGCUGCCAGAGCGAGUUUGUGAGAGUCCCUGCCGCCGAGGAAAAUCUGAUUCCUAUUGCGAGCAACACUUCUGGUCCGUCCGACAGCGAUGCCGACUAUCUCUUCGUUUCCGAUAUCUUCGCGACCGGUUGGGCAGCCCUUGACUUUGCCGGGUUUAAACCAGGGGAUACCGUUGCAGUGUUCGGGGCCGGCCCCGUUGGCUUGUUAUCAGCCUACUCGGCCUUUCUGCGCGGCGCAUCUCGAGUGUACGUCGUCGACUGCGUGUCCGACAGACUCGACGUAGCCCGUUCCCUAGGCGCUACCCCAAUCAACUUCAUGCAAUCCGACCCAGUCGAGCAGAUUCUUGCCUUUGAACCCGAUGGCGUCGAUCGCAGUGUGGACUGCGUUGGAUUCGAAGCCGUCAAUCAAUCCCAGCAGAUGGAAUCCGACAUCGUCGUCCGCCAAAUGAUUAGCCUCACUGCACGAAACGGCGGAAUCGGCGGUGUUGGUAUCUACGCGGACGUGCAGAACAGCACAGGCGUUCCUCGAGGCAGUGCCGUGACGAAUAGCGUUGACUUCCCCAUUGGCACCUUCUUUGCAAAGAGUCUGCAGUACAGGGUUGGUGCUGUCUAUCCGCCUGACUAUGCUUCUACUCUCUUGCCGCUUAUCGAUAGUGGAGUGGCUCGGCCGGCGUCGAUAAUUAGCUCUUUUGUUGGUAUCGAAGACGCGCCAGAGGCUUAUCGCCGUUUCAAUGAUCACCUAGAGACGAAGGUGGUGAUCCGGUUUCCGUGGUCGUAG